This is a messenger RNA of Miscanthus lutarioriparius, 348 nucleotides long. The record is from the annotation of a GenBank genome assembly. Lineage: Eukaryota; Viridiplantae; Streptophyta; Magnoliopsida; Poales; Poaceae.
AUGGAGAGGACCAAGAAACCAUGCCUUGGCGUCACCCUGCUUCUCUUCUUGCUCCUGGUGUCUGCUGCCCAUGGAGCUCAGCUUGCAGAUGCCAAGGACGUAGCAGCUGCAGCAGGUGACGGCGAGAGGGUCACGGUAAGGACAGGGCAUGGGCACGGCUACAGCAGCCACAGCGGCGGGCACCCGAACGGCGGCACGCCGGAACAGGGUGGCACGGGGAUUGUCGAUCCCCGCAACAACAAUGCUAGGAGCCACCACCGCAAUGGCGCGGCGAGAUGGGCUCUUGGCUACUCUCCUUGGCUCAUCUGCACACUCGUUGGAGGAGUUGUUGUGAUGCUUCUUGUAUGA